This is a messenger RNA of Soboliphyme baturini, 1386 nucleotides long. NCBI's taxonomy places the organism in Eukaryota, Metazoa, Nematoda, Enoplea, Dioctophymatida, Soboliphymatidae. The record is from the annotation of a GenBank genome assembly.
AUGCAGACUCAUCGGAGCGGUCUCGUGACGUUAACACUGAGCGAUACUUUGACGAUGACAAAGAUAUGGAUGAAAGAAGGCGUUCCAGCCCUCAACAUACGGGCGGCAAGCGACAGCGCUCAAAGGAAAGAGAUCGCGACAAACGUUCCAGAAAGCGAUCUCGUUCCAGGUCUUGCUCCCGAUCGAAAUCGCGAACUCGUAGACACGGUCGAUCUCGAUCCGAUGAACUUGAUCCCUCCACGAGGUUGCGCGUACGUGGUGAUGCCUGAUCGCAGAUCCGCAUUCAAGGUUUUGGAUCGUCUUCGAGAUAUGAGAAUACAGAACCGUCAGAUAAAGAUGGCAUGGGCUCCUGGAAAAGGUGUUAAAGAAGAUUUCAAAGACAUGUGGGAUGCGGAAAUCGGCGUUACUUACAUUCCUUGGGAUAAACUGCCUACAGAAUUCAGCCCUUUGCUUGAUGGAGGAAUAAUCGAUGCUGAUUCGCUGCCUCCUCAUCUGAUGGAUAAAUACAAAGAAGCGCUCGAGAGGAACAUCAAAGACGAAGCGAAAGCUGUUUCAGCACCGCCAGCGCCACCAGCGAUGCCUGCCGCCCCGCCAUUCGCUCCUUUUCCGCCGAUGCCCGGCGUGUUUCCUCCCGUAUUGCCGCCUGUUUCGAUGUUUGGAGGAAUGCCUCCUCCGCCAGCUGUCACUCAACUUGCCGCUGAUUCUUCGUCCCCAGCUCCGCCAUUCGGAGGAAUGCGUGGGGCGGGGAUGAACUACAUGAAUCAUAUGGGCGGCCCGCCAUCGCAGCCGGUUUCAUCGGCCAUGCCACAGUUUCCACCCGUUCAACCGCGGUCACCUUAUCCUCCGAUGAUGCAGCCUCCGCAUUCAACGUCGAUGGGAGGAAACGGACGCGCCGCCGGCAUUUGGACCCCUGAUUCCGCAAAUUCAGUGACUUCUGAACAUUCGUUCCUUCAGGAUGCGGGUUACUCUUCCCGUUUCUCAAAACCUCCUCUCUUAGGUCCCCGUUUUCCAAUGGAGCGUCCUGAUGCAGUGGCGGGACCUGGUAGCCUCAGUGCCGGAUUCAACAGAUUCCAGCCUCCGGUAAACCGUGCGAGAUUUUCCUCUCCAGACAUGCAUGAGUUGCCCCCACCGGACAUGUAUCGAGGGGGGCCAAACCGCGAUGAAGAUAGCAAGGGAGAGUUAGAAGCCUUUACCCCUGAACGAAGGCAGAGAAGAACUCGAUGGUCCUCAACGUCGAAAGAUCGAAGCGCCGAAUCGAACGACGAGUCUCUUCAUUUUAACGAUAGCGAAGCACUGAACACUUCAAUAGCUCCAGAAAACUGUGACAAACAUGCAGACGAUGAUCAAAUGCACGAUUACUCGCCACCAGAAUCAUUUUCUCGCUAA